CUAAUUCUCGUAGGAAUUUCGUGGUUCAAACGUAGUUGCGUUGUUUAAUAGAUUUCUUAAGUGUGCAUUAAAGUAAGGAGACCCGCAUGCAAGAUGAACUCCUCGGCAAAUAAUAAUCAAACCAAGACAAAAACGAAUCAAAAUAUUCAAGUUUACGUCCGAGUCAGGCCUCUAAAUGCAAGGGAGCGGACGAUACGUUCACAAGAAGUGGUGGAGGUGCAGGCUCCACGGGAAAUCGUCGUGAGGCAGUUGUUCGAUUCAAAGACAACAAAGAAGUUUACAUUCGAUCGGUCAUUUGGGCCCGACUCUCGACAGGCUGAAGUGUACCAUACCGUGGUGGCCCCACUAAUAGAGGAGGUCUUAGCAGGAUAUAAUUGCACUGUUUUUGCGUAUGGCCAGACAGGAACUGGAAAAACUCACACCAUGAUCGGCACCGAGAACCCCGAAUUGAAGUCGUCUUGGGAAGAUGAAUCCAUGAUUGGAAUAAUUCCUCGUGCUUUGAGUCAUCUCUUCGACGAGCUCCGCAUGAUGGAGGUAGAGUUCUCAAUGCGAAUUUCUUAUUUGGAAAUAUACAACGAAGAAUUGUGUGAUCUGCUUUCCUCUGACGAUACGACUAAAAUUCGCAUAUUCGACGACAGCACAAAAAAAGGCUCUAUAAUAGUGCAAGGCCUUGAAGAAAUUCCUGUUCAUAGUAAAGAUGAUGUCUACAAACUUCUGGAAAAGGGAAAGGAACGUCGUAAAACUGCGACGACAUUAAUGAACGCACAAUCAUCUCGAUCCCACACGGUAUUUUCAAUUUUAGUCCAUAUAAAGGAAAACGGCAUCGACGGCGAAGAAAUGUUGAAAAUUGGAAAGUUGAACUUAGUCGAUUUGGCUGGCAGUGAAAAUAUAUCGAAAGCAGGUAACGAAAAAGGAAUCCGCACACGGGAAACAGUCAAUAUAAACCAGUCAUUGUUGACUUUGGGCCGUGUCAUAACAGCUUUAGUUGAACGAACUCCUCAUGUUCCUUAUCGUGAGUCAAAGCUCACUCGUCUACUUCAAGAGUCUCUUGGUGGACGCACAAAAACCUCUAUCAUAGCUACUAUAUCACCUGGUCAUAAAGAUCUCGAGGAAACACUUAGCACUCUCGACUAUGCACAUCGUGCUAAAAAUAUCCAAAAUAAACCGGAAAUCAAUCAAAAACUGACUAAGAAAACGGUACUCAAAGAAUAUACAGAGGAAAUUGAUCGUUUGAAACGUGAUUUGAUGGCGGCACGUGAUAAGAAUGGUAUUUAUUUGGCUGAGGAGACAUAUAAUGACAUGCAGUACAAAUUGGAAUGCCAAAAUAAGGAACUGAAUGAGAAAGUGUUAUUGCUAAAAGUUUUGAAAGACGAACUGGCGAAUAAGGAGAAGAUGUUCAAUGAGGUUAGUUUACAUUUAAUUGAAAAGUCGAAGGAGCUAAUGGACACAGAAAAAACUCUGACAAAUACGAAAACAAGAUUGGACGAGACGAAAAAGGUUUUAACAAAGACAAAACAACGAGUAGAAGAGAAAAAGUGCUUGGUCGAAAGUCAUGUCAAAACCGAAAAAAUAUUAACAGAACAGGCUACUAAAUUGAUUGAAGUUGCUGAUGUUGCGACUUCCGACACCCAUCACCUCCACAACACCAUCGAACGCCGGAAAAAUGUGGAUGUGAUAAUCCAAUCAGCUUGCGAAAAGUUCGCUGGCAAAAUGGAAAAUUUAUUCGAUGAUAUGAAAGAGCAAUUGAACACGUUAACUAAAGAACAUAAAUCUUAUUCGCAGAUAAUCGCAGAGGAAAUAGGUAAAAAUUCCUCAGAGUGCAAAAAACUUUCAUCGAAUGCUACGAAUAAAAUCAACGCGAUAUCCAAACAAUGCAUGGAGUCGUUGAGUGAAACACAAACCUGUCGUGACAAAUACAGUGCACAAUUCGCGGAUGCAGAUUCAAAAUAUAGAGCAGUUUUCUAUGCGGCAAUGAAUGAAUUGAAGGGAAAAGAAAAUGAUUUCAAAUCGAUUUUGGAAAAACAUUUUACAGAAAUGUUAGAGUUAGUAAAUCAACAAAAUGCUGUUGUGACAAAUGGUUUCACGAAAGUUGUCGAAAAUAUUACAAAUCAUAAUAAAAAUGUGGUAGACUUCGUAGCGAAGGCAUCUUCAAGGCUGGGUGAGUUUAAGGAAAGCGUUGUAUCUAGUAUUGAAGAUGAUAUUGUGGCCGUGAACAGUGCUGUUGAGGCUUGUAAGAAAGUUGCUAGUGAUAGACAAACAGCUUUAGAGAAUUUCUUGAAGCAAAUGCACUCAUUUGAUGAGAAAGAGUCUAUGGAGAAAGAAAAAAUUAAAACAGUAGUAGGAAAUAUGGAGAGACUGAAUAAUCGAAUCGAAAACAGUAUCGAUUCUGAAAUCACGAUCGUGCAAACACUAAGGGAGGAGACUCAAGCAUCUUGUGAAGGCGUGAAGGAAACAACCUCAAAUAUACAAUCUGAAAUAAACGAUCUAGUGGGAAAAUAUUCAGAUUACACAAAAGUUAUAAGAGAGUCAGUGGUACAUAAUGCGGUCAAUAGGGAAAAUACACUUGCAAAUUUGGAAACUAUGACUGAGGAGCAUGUGAAUACCUUCGAAAAAGUAUUUGGCGAUUUUAAAACAGAUCAAGUUAAAAUAGAAAAUGACCUUAAACAGAAAAUGAACUCAGAAUGUGCUUGUACAACAGAUCUCAUUAGCAAAGCAUCCGAACAAAUAAUGCAUCAUCAAGCUCAAUAUCGGGCACUGAAUAAAUCUCUCCAAAGUAGUGUUCAAGACUAUUCGACGAAUUACGAUACAAAAAUGACAGAUUGCUUGAGUACUCUUCGAACCUUUAAAGAAAGCGAACUCAAGACUUACACACCUACCGGACAAACCCCGUCUCGAAAGGAAUUCUCAUAUCCGCGUUCUUUGGCUGCCACUUCACCGCAUGUUAAUAUCUUACGCCGUUUUAGACUAGAGAGAGAUUGCUCCGAUGUUGAUUCAACGACGACAACUAUUGCCGAAGACAGCGAAUUAAAUUUGGCCGAUAUUUCUUGUGAGGAGCUGGGAAUCAAUUCAACGCCUAUCAAGUCUGAUAUUGAAGUAACUGCUGAUACCAAAUUGAGGGACAUCAAAUCUGAAUUCAAUUAUCAAACUCCACCGCUUAGCAUUCUUAAUGAAAAGUCGCAGAGGUCGUGUUCAUCUGCUUCACAGUUUGACCAGGAAAACAAGGAGAACUGCAUAGUAUGAAUUCAAUGCCGUUGGCUCCACGUUAGCAUAGGUGUUAUAUUUUUAAGGAGAGUAAACUAAGUACGUACGGAUCUGUGUAUAUAGACUGCGUAUGCUAUUUCAAAACUUAUUUAACACAGAAAAGGAAAAAAAUAUUCGCUAGUAACUGAGCGCAAAAACGAUAACAAUAUACAUUUUCAUAUACACAGUAAAAAAUAUAUUAAAAAGCAUUUUUACUUUUAGUUCCAACAUUAUAUUUUAUUUUAAUGAAGUCGUUUUUAAAUAGA
This is a messenger RNA of Hermetia illucens (black soldier fly), 3506 nucleotides long. It is a transcript of the gene Klp61F, whose product is annotated as kinesin-like protein Klp61F. Gene Ontology annotation, cellular component: spindle microtubule; nucleus. The transcript has 9 exons. Gene Ontology annotation, biological process: mitotic spindle assembly; microtubule-based movement. Gene Ontology annotation, molecular function: plus-end-directed microtubule motor activity; microtubule binding; ATP binding. Bases 94 to 3240 code for a protein of 1048 amino acids. The record is from RefSeq and is a predicted model, not a curated record. NCBI's taxonomy places the organism in Eukaryota, Metazoa, Arthropoda, Insecta, Diptera, Stratiomyidae.